Molecule: messenger RNA, 2400 nt
Organism: Phytomonas sp. EM1
Lineage: Eukaryota; Euglenozoa; Kinetoplastea; Trypanosomatida; Trypanosomatidae
Source: the annotation of a GenBank genome assembly
AUGUUCAGAAGAUGUUCCCUCCAAGCGAUCGAUAACCUCUUGAUUGACACUGCCUCUACACCACUCGAUUUCCUGGAGACCUGCGAGCAUGUGAUGGACAUAUGCAAGAAAGCUUUUGCGUGGAGUCUGUGCAAAGAAGCUGUCUCUCCACAAGUAGUAGUAGACAAUAUAGCCACUGCCUACCUUCUUGUUUAUCAUCUUGUUUCUCACCCAUGCUCAAACAUACCCGAUGCUACUCCAAAGUCUGGUCAGGUUAUGGAGAGCCAACAAUUAUAUCUCGUGCAUGAGAAAAUGAAAACUAUAAUCGAACAGCAUCUUGUAGACAAGGUUUUACCGAAGUUUCACUCCUGCUUGGCUUCACAUGACUUAAUCAUUGAAUUAUAUGUUGAGCAGUGGAAGUUUUUCCUGGUUUGUGUCGCAAACCUAAAGGCAAUAUUUUCAUAUCUUCUCCAAGUUUAUAACUCUAUAGAACACCCAGAUAAUACACUUAAAAAUACAGAGGAUACUGCAUUGCUGAAAUGGUCUGAUAUUAUUCUUACUGAAGAAAUUCAACAAUAUCUUGCCCACGAAUUGUUGGACUUAGCUGCCGAGAACAGGCAGAAUGAGAACGUUCUGGAGUACAAAGAGAGUUCCUUUUCUGUUGAAUCGCACAAUCAUUUGUAUUCUGAGAUGAAUGAAUUAGCGAGUCAGACAACAGCCGUCAAUCCUGAUCAGUGUAAUAAAGCCUCCUAUGUGAGCGAAGUAAGAGAUGCGUUAGUAAUACUACCAAACCUAGAAUUCUAUAGGACAAUUAUUGAGGACAAUUACAUUUGUGAAAUGUGUCACUACUACACCACUGAAUCUGCACGAUUGGAGCGCCUAGGAAUUUAUGAGUAUUCGAUUAGAGGCUUAAAAUUGAUUGAGAAGGAAACAGAACAGGCUGGCCAAUAUCUUUUGUCGAAGCGUGUCGCUCUUGACAGACUUGUGGAUGUUUUCGUGGACCAGCAUGAACUUUUCUUUGAAGCCUCGCCUUUAGGGAAAUGGCUUGGAGAAAAUUAUGAAAGCAAUCAAGAUAAGAUCCUGUCCGUAUACAAGUUACUUUCUCUGAGUGAGAACGUCGGGAUUCCUUUCAUUGAGUCUCUCUUUACGAAGACCGUCACAAACUUGAUAGCAUCUGAAAUCGAAAGGGUGAUAAUGGCAACUGGAGGGGAUACAUAUGGCCGAAUUAUUCACUCUUUUCUUGGCAUAGUAAAGCAGCUGAAAAGCCUCGUUGCAGAUGUAUUUUUUAGUAACGUAGGAAUGAUUGAGGCAAUGGAAACGGGUAUAAGACAGAGCAUUUUACAAUGUAGUGAAUCGACGAAUUUCAAAUCAUUGGCUAAGCGCCUUGCAUCGCUUUCCUCAGACGCACUUAUUAGAUCUAAAGACGAAGCUGACGCUACUCUAACGAUAGAAGACAUUGUCUGUGUCUACUACUUCUUACCCGAUGUUGAGCCAUCAGUGAAGGAAACUUUUCUGAUCGAAUACCAAAAUCGUCUUGCUCGAAGAUUAUUAUUUGAAGAGUAUGAUUUAUCUCGUGAGAAGAGAGUUCUUAGUUUAUUGGCCCAAGUUCAGCAAAGCCAAACAUUAUUUUUCUGCAGAAGUAUGAUUAAAGACAUUGACACUGAAGUUGCUCGUCUGAAAAGCUUUGUAAAGGAUGGUAUCGCUGUCUCGCCAACUAUGAUUUCUGGAGGGAUGUGGCCACCUUUGCCUACAAUAGACCCAAGGCUACCAGAGCCUUUAGACAAAAUAGUGCAACAAAGUCACCAGGAAGCCGUGCAAAAGCACUUUAGGUGCCAGGUUAAAUUAUCAGCAGGAUUUUCUUCCGGGAUAUUAGUUGUGAAUUUCCCCAAGAAGCCCUCAUUUCGUUUGCGUGUGUCUUUGCUGCAACUACGUAUAACAUUGUGUUUUAACACAAAGGCUGAGUGGAGAUUGAGUGAUCUAUGUGAAAGAAUCGGCUGUUCAGAAACCGAGUGUUGUUCUAGUUUAGAGCCGUUAAUUAAAAGGACAAUUUUGCAAAGUGUCUAUCCCUUGGAGGCAAUUUCUGUUAUACGAGUUGGAACUUUUAGAAAAAUCAACUUUUCAAAUGAUUUGAAUUUGAUACCUGACACUUCUCGCGAACCACUUAUUUUGCUCACUAAUUCCAAUACAAAUGGCACUACAGACACUAAGCCCCAGCUUAGUUCGUAUGCCAUCGAGAGCCGGAUUGUUCAGUUGCUGAAAAGUAAAGGUCCGCAGCCUCUAGAUCAGCUUCUUCAGCAUUUGAAUGAUAUUUUCCAUCCAUUGCAGGUGAGCGUAUUAGAAUUAAAAAAGCAGUUGGAAGGUUUACUUUCUCGCAGGUUUAUUGAACGUGAUGAACACAAAUGCUUCAAACUUAUUCCCUGA